CUGCCGCUCCGCUGCCCGCAAAAUUCGAGGCCGAGGCCUAAGGCCUCGAAUUUUGCGGGCAGCGGAGCGGCAGCGGGAGCGGCAGCGGGAGCGGCAGCGGGAGCGGCAGCGGGAGCGGCAGCGGUAGCGGCAGCGGGAGCUGCAGCGGGAGCGGCAGCGGGAGCGGCAGCGGGAACGGAAGCGGGGGCGGCAUCGGGAGCGGCAGCGGGAGCGGCAGCGGGGGCGGCAGCGGGAGCGGCAGCGGGAGCGGCAGCGGGAGCGGCAGCGGGGGCGGCAGCGGGAGCGGAAGCGGGGGCGGCAGCGGGAGCGGCAGCGGGAGCGGCAGCGGGAGCGGCAGCGGGAGCGGCAGCGGGAGCGGCAGCGGGAGCGGCAGCGGGAGCGGCAGCGGGAGCGGCAGCGGGAGCGGCAGCGGGAGCGGCAGCGGGAGCGGCAGCGGGAGCGGCAGCGGGAGCAGCGCGGAGCGGCAGCGGGAGCGGCAGCGGGCGGGCGGCAGCGGUAGCGGCAGCGGGAGCUGCAGCGGGAGCGGGAGCGGCAGCGGGAACGGAAGCGGGGGCGGCAUCGGGAGCGGCAGCGGGAGCGGCAGCGGGGGCGGCAGCGGGAGCGGAAGCGGGGGCGGUAGCGGGAGCGGCAGCGGGAGCGGCAGCGGGAGCGGCAGCGGGAGCGGCAGCGGGAGCGGCAGCGGGAGCGGCAGCGGGAGCGGCAGCGGGAGCGGCAGCGGGAGCGGCAGCGGGAGCGGCAGCGGGAGCGGCAGCGGGAGCGGCAGCGGGAGCGGCAGCGGGAGCGGCAGCGGGAGCGGCAGCGGGAGCGGCAGCGGGAGCGGCAGCGGGAGCGGCAGCGGGAGCGGCAGCGGGAGCGGCAGCGGGAGCGGCAGCGGGAGCGGCAGCGGGAGCGGCAGGAUCUUACGCGUAUAAUCAAAUGGACCGACCCUCGAAUACAGCGGUGCCCGCUGCCCGCUAG
Messenger RNA from Danaus chrysippus (African queen), 957 nucleotides. Lineage: Eukaryota; Metazoa; Arthropoda; Insecta; Lepidoptera; Nymphalidae. The record is from the annotation of a GenBank genome assembly.